Messenger RNA from Trichoderma asperellum CBS 433.97, 1238 nucleotides. RefSeq lists its product as uncharacterized. Gene Ontology annotation, molecular function: gluconolactonase activity; calcium ion binding. NCBI's taxonomy places the organism in Eukaryota, Fungi, Ascomycota, Sordariomycetes, Hypocreales, Hypocreaceae. Gene Ontology annotation, biological process: L-ascorbic acid biosynthetic process. The record is from RefSeq and is a predicted model, not a curated record.
UCCGACUAUUGUAUCUGGACGUAUGUUUCCAACUACUUCUCAAAAAAUCAAAGCUCCAAAUUCCUCUGACCGUGUAAUAGAACAAUGGCAGCCCCCGGCUUACAAGAGUGGAGAGUGAUCAAGCCUUGGCUUGAGCUAAACUGCGCACUUGGUGAAGGGCCAUUUUUCGAGAAGGAGACAAACUCAGUGCGCCUCGUUGACAUAAAAAAGCGUCAGAUACUUACUGUAUCCGCCGCUGAUAACGGGGAUGGCUCUUCUCUGAAGGUAAUUCAGCUGGAUACGCGCCCAACCGUCACAGUCGAUAUCGAGGGAGUGGACCCUCAGGAUCGUAUCUUGAUCGGUGUCAAACAUGGAGUUGCUGUGCUGGACCGCCGGGCUGGGACAUACACAAUGCUUGUGCAAUUUAAUGAACAAAAUAACGAGCGUAUACGCUCCAAUGAUGGAGCUGCAGACCCCCAUGGAAAGCUGUGGCUAGGAAGCAUGACUGACUUUGAGCACGGAGAACCCCAGCCAGAAGGAUUCCUUGCGCGCUUUGAUUCGUCCAAGUCCAAAGAAGAGAUCCUGACGGUCUUGCGCAUUCCCAAUGGGAUUGGAUGGUCACCAGAUAAUAAAACCAUGUACUUUACUCACUCCGCAUCUCGAGAGGUGUUUGCAUUUGACUAUUCUCCCGAGACUGGAGCUGUCAGCAACAAACGCCUGUGGUAUCGGCAUGAAGGACCAGGAGAACCUGAUGGCUUCCGUGUUGACGUGGAUGGGAACGUGUGGCAUGCCGUUUGGGGAGAGAGCACGGUGCUCAAAAUUAACCCCCAAGGUAAAAUUAUUGGAAAGGUAACUUUACCGACAAGACACAUCACCUGUGUGCAGUUUGUGGGUACAGAGUUAGUCAUCACUUCAGCCGCGGACGAGGAGGGCGAUGAUCUAAGUAAGAAGUAUGGCGGUAGUGUCUUUAAGGUUGAUGUGGGGACUACGGGAUUGGAGCUUUUCAAGUUCAAGUUAUAACCAAAGGGCAUCGACAGUAACAAGCACUUGCCCUUGCAACUGGAGCUUUAACGCCGACAUCGCAUUGGUUACGAGCGAGAGGAGCCUGACUAGCGGAAAACAUAUACGCCUGAUACUACAUAGACCCUUGACACAAUUGGAGAUGUUCAACUUGGUCCAAAGCAAUCCAUAGUCGAACAACUCUUCUUUCGAAAAUACAAAUCCUGAAGCAUGCCCAAUUGUUAACUAUUACUACUGCC